UCCGCAAAGACUUCGAAUCAAAGACUUAACUUGGUCUUGUUCCUGGCCGUAGAUAAGUGGGGAUUUUCGUCUUCACCUAGACUUUGCUACAUCGAGCCCAUCUCAGGAUUUAUGCUAUGAAAUUCUAAUGAACACUGCGAGUUAGAGGGAGCUGUUUGAACCUCCAUCGCAAUUUGUAGGAGAAAGAUAUGGCGUUUUCGUCCUACAUUAGCAGAACCAGGCGUGGAGGCUGGGCGCAAUCAAUCCUUCCAUCUUCAAACUCCAAAUCUAAGUUCCCCCGAAAAUCUCGCAGGAGAACCGCUCUCAAAGAAUUUCUCUUUGCGAAUUUCUUUGCAGUCGGCCUUUCCUUGUCGUUCUUCGUUUUCCUUGUCAUCCUCCUUCGCUGGGAGGUCCCUAAGCCCAUCACUUCUCACUUCAAUUCCCGUGCAGUUCGCCGUCGGAAGCCCAUCUUGACCGAGCAUGGGAAUUACUCUCUUUUAGCUGCUGACGUCGAUAUCACGACGAAGGACUUGUAUGAUAAGAUUGAGUUUUUGGAUGUGGACGGCGGGGCGUGGAAGCAAGGUUGGAGUGUGACUUAUAAAGGGAACGAGUGGGAUUCUGAGAAAUUGAAGGUUUUUGUGGUGCCUCACUCACACAAUGAUCCCGGUUGGAAGCUUACAGUGGAGGAGUACUAUGAUCGGCAGUCUCGCCAUAUACUUGAUACCAUUGUUGAAACACUUUCUAAGGAUUCUCGUCGCAAGUUCAUAUGGGAAGAGAUGUCUUACUUACAGAGAUGGUGGAGGGAUGCCACAAAUACAAAGAAGGAAUCAUUCAUCAAUUUAGUAAAAAGUGGGCAGCUAGAAAUUGUUGGUGGUGGCUGGGUGAUGAAUGAUGAGGCCAAUUCGCAUUAUUUUGCAAUAAUUGAACAGAUGACCGAAGGAAAUGUUUGGUUGAAUGACAUCAUUGGGUUUGUUCCUAAAAAUUCAUGGGCCAUAGAUCCAUUUGGUUACUCACCUACCAUGGCAUAUCUUUUGCGCCGUAUGGGCUUUGAUAACAUGCUUAUCCAGAGGACCCAUUAUGAGCUGAAGAAGGAACUUGCAUGGCAUAAGAAUUUAGAAUACAUAUGGCGUCAGAGCUGGGAUGCUGCAGAAACUACUGAUAUAUUUGUUCAUAUGAUGCCCUUCUAUUCAUAUGAUAUACCACAUACUUGUGGCCCAGAGCCUGCUAUCUGCUGCCGGUUUGAUUUUGCCCGCAUGCAGGGUUCUGUUUAUGAACUAUGCCCAUGGGGACAACAUCCUGAGGACAUCAAUCAAGAAAAUGUGCAAGAACUGGCACUCAAAUUACUGGAUCAGUACAAGAAGAAGUCUACUUUGUACCGAACAAAUACACUCCUCAUUCCUCUUGGUGAUGAUUUUCGCUAUGUUAGCAUCAAUGAAGCAGAAGCCCAGUUCAAAAAUUACCAAUUGUUAUUUGAUUAUAUCAAUUCAAACCCCAGUUUGAAUGCAGAGGCUAAGUUUGGUACUUUGGAAGACUACUUUCAAACCCUUCGUGAGGAAGCCGACCGAAUAAAUUAUUCAUAUCCUGGUGAAAUAGGAUCUGGUGUUGUAGGAGGUUUUCCUUCUCUGUCAGGUGACUUCUUUACUUAUGCUGAUCGGGAACGUGACUACUGGAGUGGCUAUUAUGUUUCACGGCCCUUUUUCAAGGCUGUUGACAGGGUACUAGAGCAGACACUUCGUGCCACAGAAAUGAUGAUGGCUCUAAUACUUGGGUUUUGUCGGAGGUCACAAUGUGAGAAGUUCACAGUGGGUUUUUCCCAUAAGCUGACUGCUGCUAGAAGGAAUUUGGCCCUUUUUCAGCAUCAUGAUGGGGUAACUGGUACUGCAAAAGAUCAUGUGGUUAUGGACUAUGGAACUCGGAUGCAUAUUUCUUUGCAGGACUUGCAGAUUUAUAUGUCCAAAGCAAUUGAAGCACUCCUUGGAAUGCGGUUUGAGAAACUAGAUCAAAGUCCUUCCCACUUCGAGCCAUCACUGAUGAGAUCAAAAUAUGAUGCUCAGCCCGUGCAUAAAGUAAUCAGCAUUCAAAAGGGGACUUAUCAAUCAGUGGUCUUUUUUAAUCCUUUAGAGCAAACCAGAAAAGAAGUUGUUGUGGUUGUUGUUGAUAAUCCUGACAUUUCCGUAGUUGACUCCAACUGGAAAUGUGUUCAAAGCCAAAUUUCUCCUGAAUUGCAGCAUCAGAAACGCGAGCUCUUUACUGGGAGGCAUCGAGUGCACUGGGUGGUUUCUGUUCCUGCAAUGGGGUUGCAGACGUAUUAUAUUGCUAAUGGUCUUGCUGAUUGUGAAAAGGCCAGGCCUGCAAAGUUGAAGUUUUCCUCCAAAUCCACUCUGCUUCGUUGUCCACCUCCAUAUUCUUGCGAGAAACUAGAAGCCAGUGUGGCUGAAAUUGAGAAUCAGCAUAAAAAACUAAGUUUUGAUGUAAGAUAUGGUUUGUUACAGAAGAUAACCUUGAAAAAUAGACUCCCAAAUAUUGUGAGUGAGGAAAUCGGUAUGUAUCAUAGUUCAGGUAGUGGAGCAUACUUAUUCAAGCCCAAUGGUGAUGCUCAGUCUAUUAUUGAAGAAGGGGGGCAGUUGUUGAUCUCAGAGGGCCUCUUGAUGCAGGAAGUGUACUCUUAUCCAGGGACAGCAUGGGAGAAUGCCCCCAUCUCUCAUAGCACCCGUAUAUACAAUGGUGAGAACACUAUCCAGGAAUUUGUCGUGGAAAAGGAAUACCACGUUGAGCUUCUUGGUCAUGAUUUCAAUGACAGGGAAUUAAUAGUAAGAUAUAAAACAGAUACUGAUAACAAAAGGAUCUUCUAUUCUGAUGUGAAUGGGUUUCAGAUGAUCCGAAGAGAAACUUAUGAUAAGAUUCCUCUUCAAGGCAAUUACUACCCUAUGCCUUCUCUUGCCUUUAUACAAGGAUCCAAUGGUCAGCGCUUUUCUGUCCAUUCUCGGCAAUCAUUGGGUGUGGCUAGCCUUAAAGAUGGGCAUCUAGAAAUUAUGCUUGACCGUCGUUUGGUAAGAGAUGACGGACGAGGUCUGGGCCAAGGAGUGAUGGAUAAUCGUGUAAUGAAUGUUGUCUUCCAUAUCACUCUGGAGACCAAUGUUUCCUCUCUUUCAAAUUUGGUUCCCAGCUCUUUACCAUUUAGUCCAUCUCUCUUCUCCCACAACGUAGGUGCUCACUUGAACUAUCCAUUACAUGCAUUUAUUGCCAAGAAGCCACAGGAAUUAUCAGUGAAGCCACCGCCCAGAUCCUUCUCUCCUUUAGCUGCUCCGCUUCCUUGCGACUUGCAUAUUGUGAACUUUAAGGUGCCCAGGCCUUCAAAAUUUUUUCAGGAACCACCUGAAAAUCUUAGAUUUGCUUUAAUUGUGCACAGGCGACAUUGGGAUUCUUCUUACUGUCGGAAGGGGAGAUCACAAUGCACCAAGCUGGCUGACGAGCCCCUAAAUCUGUUCUCCAUGUUCAAGGAUGUUGCAGUAUCGAAAGUUAAAGCAGCAUCUUUAAAUCUUUUGCAUGAAGACCCAGAAAUACUGGGAUUAACAAAGACAUUUGGUGAUCUUGCACAAGAAGGGCACGUUGCCAUAUCUCCUAUGGAAAUUCAGGCCUACAAGUUGGAGUUGCAGCCCCCACAUUGAAAUACUCGUCACUUAAUUAUUUCUGCUGAUUUAAACUGGGCUGAUUGCAGACAAAUGAAUUUUACUCGCUUCUGUUAUAGAGGCGAACUAUUCUUGGAUUACUUCCUCGUUUAGGUAUGGAGUUUAAGGUUGUUCGGGGAAGACAACUUGGAGAAAGAAAUGCCUAUACUCGGUGAUCGUGAGAGCAGUCCCCCCGGUCAACGAAGGGUAACACCAUAGACGCAUAUUACUGCCAUGUAAAACUUGGAUGAGCUUUUCGGCAUCAGCGGCUUAAUUGUUCAAUUAGUGAAUACUGUGGAUCUGUUUCCAUCUUACUCAAUUUAAAGAGUAGAAUACAUGAUAAAUUUUGGUUUGUUCGCAAAUACGUGAAGGGAUCCGUAAACACGCAAAUGAGAUAUGGAACCGUGUAUAGUUUUGUUACUUUUGAAGUCGUGUAUGACCAGUUUUUUUUUAAAAAAAAAUUAUUUUAUUUGUCUAA
This is a messenger RNA of Neltuma alba, 4125 nucleotides long. RefSeq names its product alpha-mannosidase 2. Bases 189 to 3647 code for a protein of 1152 amino acids. Lineage: Eukaryota; Viridiplantae; Streptophyta; Magnoliopsida; Fabales; Fabaceae. Gene Ontology annotation, cellular component: Golgi membrane. Gene Ontology annotation, molecular function: carbohydrate binding; alpha-mannosidase activity. The record is from RefSeq and is a predicted model, not a curated record. The transcript is spliced from 4 exons. Gene Ontology annotation, biological process: N-glycan processing; mannose metabolic process; protein deglycosylation.